Molecule: messenger RNA, 633 nt
Organism: Carya illinoinensis
Lineage: Eukaryota; Viridiplantae; Streptophyta; Magnoliopsida; Fagales; Juglandaceae
Product: putative 4-hydroxy-4-methyl-2-oxoglutarate aldolase 3
Exons: 1
Coding region: 112-588 (158 amino acids)
Biological process (GO): regulation of RNA metabolic process
Molecular function (GO): ribonuclease inhibitor activity
Source: RefSeq, a predicted model, not a curated record
UUCUUGGAAGUAUAUUUUCUGUUGUCGUCGUUGUUGUUUGUGGUAUUGAACCUUUUUUUUUUUUUUUUUUUUGGUGAUAUCUAGACAUGCAGCUAUUUGUGCAGGAAAAAUAUGGCUGCCAUAGCAACUACAGAAGUUUGUGAUACAUAUGCAGCAGCUCUGGCAAAUGGUGAUUUGCGUGUCUUGGAACCAAUCUUCCGGAGUUGUGGGAUGCGUAGAACAUUCUCUGGCCCCAUCGUCACUCUGAAGUUGUUUGAGGACAAUCAGUUGGUCAUGGAUCUUCUAGAAACUAGAGGUGAAGGGAGAGUUUUGAUUAUAGAUGGUGGUGGAACCAGGAGACGUGCGAUGGUUGGGGGAUUAUUGUCACUGUUGGCUCAAGAUAUGGGGUGGCCUGGUAUUGUAGUAAAUGGCUGCAUUAGAGACGUUGAGGAGAUUAAUGGAUGUAAUAUUGGAGUGAGAGCCUUGGCAUCCAUGCCCGUGAGAUCAAGUAAAGAAGGCAUUGGUGAAAAACAUGUCCCAGUUAACAUUGCAGGAACAUUGACAUCGUUGUCUCCAAAUAUGAGCUCUCAAUCUGAAUCACCAUUCUAAGAGUUGCAUUUGAUCAAUUUACGCCAUUAAUAAGAGAAUUGAGUU